CGCCAUUUUCAACGUUCUCAUUCAAUCGUGAACAGUCGUUGAGAGUAGACGACGCAAGUUUUUCUUUCGGGCCUUGAAAAAAAGAAGAAAAUUUAAUUUAAAAUAAAUUAUUAAGAAAAAAAAAAAUUAAACAGAAAACAUGAAUCGCAGACGUACAGCUACAUCUAAUAAAAGUUUUGUAUCCGGUGGUGUUUAUCGAAAAAGUCAGUUUUAUGGUUGAAAAAAAAAAAAAAAAAAGAAAAUCAAUAAAAAACCAAAAUUCUUAGACUUUUUUGCAAUAAUCUUUAGAAGCGCUAAUAAAUUUCUUGUGUGUAUACUAGUUUUUAUAACUUAAGAGAGUUCAGAGACAGUGUAAGAGAACAUUACUUACUCUACUCUCUUAAAAGUUAUAUCAACUUGGCCUGUUUUGAUUUUUAUGACACUAGGAGGGAAGUUUUGUUUUUUUAUGAUAAAAAUAAAGGGAAAUCCAUAUAUAAGUCCGAUUUUUUAGCGCUUUUGAACCGAUUAUUGGAAAACGUUCUAUGUGAACUUUUGCUCAAAUUAUCAGUUUUGUGUCCGAUAGUUAUGUACAUUUUAUUUUGCUCAUUACUCAAACGUUAAAAGGAAAAAAUUCUUUAAAAAAAAAAGAAUUGCAAACUCUGCCAAGUAGUUUUUUAAACAUUUUUCUGUUUAAAUAAUAAAAUUGUAGUAAAAUCGUAGGCAAUUUUAAUAGUUAAACUAAAAUGUUUAAAAAAUAACAGGUGUAAAUAAACAAAAUGCUGGUCAACUCUUAAAAAAGUUGUUUGGUGGUGGAAAUUUUUAAUAAACAACCCUUAAAUUAGGGGUGGGUGUGUUUCAUUUAGAUAUUAACCACCAUUUCUACUUUAAAUUUAGAGUUUUCUGCCAUUUUCAACAAACAUUUUCUAAAAACUCUUCAUUUGGGCUUUAAUUUUUUUUCAAACAAAUGUUGAAGUUUUUCUUUGUAAAUGUUUGUUUAUUUUGUUUAAUUUGUAUAGAAACAAAUAGUAUUUGAUAUUUAAAAUACAAAAGUUAAGUUUGGGUUUUUAGCUGUAGAAAAUGUUCAUAGCUAUUCCUUAACUAUAGUUUCAGUAGUAAUAAAUAAACGAAAAAAAAUCCAAUUAACCUGAUGUUGUGGCUUAAAUAAAUUAAAUGGUGCGCUCUUCCUUAUGGGUACUGGAUAAUUACUCUACCGCCAUUUUUUUGGGUUAUUGGAUCCAAGUACUCCCACUACUACUCCCAUUAAAAAGCCUAUUCAACAGCAAAAUACACCCCAGAGGCAGCCACAGCAAUUGGAUUCGCCUGAUGUUUCACCGGUACAGCAAAAUCAACAGUCAAAUGUUGUUCCUCCAUUGGAACCACCACCAGAGAAUCCCUUCAGAGAAAGUUCCAUGACUUUGGAUACUUCGGGUAUUGUGGAUGAAAAUGGCAAAGUUAAAUUCAAGAAAAUCUUCAUGACUCGCAAGAAGGCUUCCGUACGCACCAAGGAGAAACGCAUCCGUCAAAAUCGUCGCUUGCGUAAAACCCUUAUACCCAAAAAUGGUUUAAUGGCUCUCAAUGAAUUGAAAGGUGUCUCGAUCAGUGACUUUACCAUUAAUAAUAAUCCUGGUGGUGGUUUUACCGCCCUCGUCACUGUUAACAACAGUCAGUAUGAGGGUCGUGGCAAUUCAAAGGCAGCUGCUAAGAAUAAUGCCUGCGAAAAGGCUCUGCGUGAUUUCAUUAUUGCCAAAUUGCGUGAAAAUCCACGCAAUCAAAAGAAUGCCAACAACAGCAGCAAUAAUUCGGUUUGUAAUGAACCCAUGGACACUAGUGAUGAUAAUACACCAUCACAGGCUAAUGCUGUUGAUGAUGAUGAAGUGCCCAUGAUUAAUUUGGCUUCGUUUGCUAUCUACAAACUGUUUUCGGAUUGGGAAAGUGAGGGUUAUGUUAUACCCGAAAUGCAUCCAUCCACUGGCGGCAGUACUAGUGACAAUGAAGGUGGCACCAAAGAACCCAAAAAGGCUCCCAUACGCAAUGAAUUGCCACCCAAUUGGGAGGCUAUGCAUCCCGCUUCCCUAUUAUGUGUUAUGCGUCCUGGUGUUGUCUAUGUUGACAAAGGUACCAUUGGCGAGAAGCCAAAUAUGUUGCAGUCGUUGGGCAUAAACGUUGAUGAUCAGGAAUUUGUGGCUACGGGACGUUCCAAGAAAUUGGCCAGGCGCAAUGUGGCCGCUUUGACUUGUAAUACUUUGUUCAAUACCAAUUUUGAGCUGGACAUAAAAUUCGAGUCGACUUCUACAUCGUCUACGCCAGCACCGGAAGAAAUUUAAGCUGAAGACGGCUCAACUCCAGCGUAGUGCUUAGUAUUAUACAAACAAAUUUCAUUGUAUGACUUAAAUUUAAAUGGAAACCCCCCAUUUUUCUCUCUUAGUAUUUAGGAGUAAUUGACAAAACUUGUAAAGGAGUUUUUUUUUUUAACAAGACACAACAAUUUCAAAAUCCCCUUAAAAACUCACUUCACUAAAGCAAGUGUGUAGUAGUAGACUUUAGUUUAAAUAAAAAUUAUAAAAUUUAAAAACAA
This is a messenger RNA of Lucilia sericata (common green bottle fly), 2554 nucleotides long. Its product is annotated as double-stranded RNA-specific editase 1-like. The record is from RefSeq and is a predicted model, not a curated record. NCBI's taxonomy places the organism in Eukaryota, Metazoa, Arthropoda, Insecta, Diptera, Calliphoridae. The coding region runs from base 1389 to 2303 and encodes 304 amino acids. The transcript is spliced from 4 exons.